Messenger RNA from Colias croceus (clouded yellow), 936 nucleotides. It is a transcript of the gene Prosalpha7, whose product is annotated as proteasome subunit alpha type-3. Bases 139 to 906 code for a protein of 255 amino acids. The transcript is spliced from 5 exons. Gene Ontology annotation, cellular component: synapse; proteasome core complex; nucleus. NCBI's taxonomy places the organism in Eukaryota, Metazoa, Arthropoda, Insecta, Lepidoptera, Pieridae. The record is from RefSeq and is a predicted model, not a curated record. Gene Ontology annotation, biological process: ubiquitin-dependent protein catabolic process.
UGUGUAAUCUGUGGUCAAACGAUUUGCUUGUCAUCAUUGCCUAAAGUGAUUUGGAUUUUUUUGAAAAUACAAUAGUUGUAAUUUGUAAAAGUGCAUAAAACUUCGUUUAUUUUACUGAAAAAUUAUAAAUAAAUAAUCAUGAGUUCUAUAGGAACAGGAUAUGAUCUGUCUGCUUCACAAUUUUCGCCGGACGGUCGAGUUUUUCAAGUAGAGUAUGCUGCGAAAGCCGUAGAAAAUUCGGGAACAGUUAUUGGAUUACGCGGAAAAGAUGGUGUGGUAUUUGCUGUUGAAAAGUUGGUAACAUCAAAGUUGUACGAACCUGGCGCGAAUAAGAGAAUCUUUCAUAUUGAUGAACAUGUUGGCAUGGCAGUAUCUGGCCUGAUCUCUGAUGCUAGACAAAUAGUAGAGACAGCUCGUUCCGAGGCUUCAAACUACAGAUCACAGUAUGGCAUCCCAGUCCCAUUGAAAUACUUGAAUGAGCGUGUGUCCAUGUACAUGCAUGCAUACACACUGUACAGUGCGGUGAGACCUUAUGGGUGCGCUGCUAUUUUGGGAACUUGGUCUGAACAUGACGGACCUCAGAUGUACAUGCUAGAACCUAGUGGUGUAUCGUUUUCAUACUAUGGAUGUGCAGUGGGCAAGGCGAAACAAGCAGCAAAAACUGAAAUUGAGAAGCUCAAACUUGCUGAUAUUCCAGUUAAGGAUCUAGUGAAGGAGGCUGCGAGAAUUAUCUACCUCGUGCACGAUGAGCUGAAAGACAAACAAUUCGAGUUGGAACUUUCAUGGGUGUCGAAAGAUACGAAGGGUCGUCACCAGAUGGUGCCCAAGGAAGUUGCUUCAGAUGCUGAGAACCAAGCGAAGCAAGCGCUCGCAGAUAUUGAAGACUCUGAUGAUGGUGAAAUGUGAAUGAAGUAGAUAAUAAAUUUUUAUGUAUUA